UUUCUGAGAUCUAUUUUCUCUCUCUCUCUCUACAAGCUUCAUAGCUUGUUCAUCCAGACUUCAUUGAUGAAUCUUAUUUGCUCUGGAAUAUAAAUCUUUGAAAUAUGGUUUGAAAUGAAUUGUUCUACCUAGAUCGAUUCUAUACACAUCAAAACUUUCAAACAUCUUUUCUUAAUCAUUGGAGCUGUUGAAGGCAGAGAUUGGAGUGAGGAGCUUCGUGAUUGCUAUUCAAUCAAUGAAGGUUGACAUUGUCAAAGCCAUUUUGGACUGGGGAUCAAGCUUGUUGAAGCUUGUGGUGAACUCAAUGGUGAACUCAAUGGUGAGGUAAACUUGGGUAGGGGUUGUAUUUCCUUAAACUUGAGUCUUUUAACUGUCUGAUUCAUUAGUGGAUUUGUUGAGGGUGUUGGGAUUGUGGUUUUCAUCCCUUGAGAGAGUUAUCUCAUAGGCUUUCCAUUCCACGUAAAUUCUUGACUCUCAUGAUUGAUUGCUAUGUGUUGAUUAAAUGACUCAAUGGGUGAAUUCAUGGAUUAGAUUGUUUAAUUUCCAUAUUGUUAGCUUGAUUAAUUGAUUGGUUAAUGAUUGUGUUUUUUAUUGGCAUGAAAUCAAUUAAUCAUUUGGGUAAUUUCAUAAUUAGCAUCAACUAUUAAAAUUGGCCUAUUCACCUUUUCUAGGCACAAUUCCGUUGGUGCUUUGUCAUUUCUAUUGGCAUUCGGUCUUGAUCUAGAUUUGUUGGAUAUGUUAAGAAACUUAUUGUACUUCAACAUUUAUCCUUUAUUUUUGCAUCAAGUCAUUGAUCCUUUUUUCUUGACCAUGUUCUGUGGAAUAGAAACUAACUUUAGAGAUGUUAUCAACCUGAACAACUUUUGCUUUUAAAAUCAAAAUGGGACCAUGUGACAGUUAAUGAGCGUGAAAGACUAUAAUUUAUGAUGAGAGAACAGUUAAUGAGCAUGAAAGACUAUAAUUUAUGAAAGAGAGAGAGACAGAGACAGAGAGAUGUAUGCAUAACUCCUUGUCCUUGUAUCUUUUGGCUUGAAAUUGCUUUUUAACACAACCUAAAUCAUAUUUGAUUCAUUGACGACCUAGGUAUCUAUAGCAGGUUACAGUUCUGGACUCCAAAAUUCCAUGGUUGCGUGGAAAUAAAAGGGAACAUUCUUGGGGUCACCGUGUUCAUCCAAGCACCGCACUAUGCUUAAUAACCUGAAGUUUGUGCAGAUUCUUCACUGGAGAAGAUACUUACAUCUUUCAAAGUGAGGGGAUGCAAGUGUUUAUACAAAGUCAAGCUACAUACAAGUAAUAUCUAUGGAUCAGGUCUUAGUGAUUUAAAUGUUGGCAUACUACUUUGUUUGAUAGAUGAAAAUGGUGACUCCAUCUUACAAAGGAUACCGGCGAGUAUGAUUAAAGAACAUUCUAAUCAAUUAGAGGACAAGAUUGUUUCUGAUGUACUCCAUUAUCAAAGGGGUUCUGUUGGUGAGUUCGCCUUUGAGGGACCUAAACUAGGGCAAGUUGAAGCUCUAUGGAUCAGUCUUGAAUCAGGUCAGUGGAGACUAGGAGAUGUUAGCUUAAUUGUCACUUUCCUGUAUCAACCAACAUCAAGAGAAAAUGGCGGAAAAGAAAUUCAAUAUAUUGGUUUUGAAUACAGAUUUGAGGUUGAGGAUACCUUUCUCUGUGAGGGAAGUGACAUUUCCAUUCCGAAACUGAGGCCUUGCCUAGUUAGAGAGUUUUCUUGGGACAACUUGACCUUGUUAAGUGAGUACCUCUUGCAACCUACAUCAAUUGUGAGUGACAGUGGAAUAACAAAUGAAGAAAGCAUGAGAGAGUAUGCGGAUUUGAAGUAUUCUUUGUUACUUAAUGAUAGUUUGCUUGUACUUGUUGGCUCAUCAAUUGCAUUCUUUUCAGUUGGGAAAAAUGCUGCAUUUGCGUUCUUAGGUUGUGGGAUUGGUUUAUAUCUAUUAUUGCUGUAGAGGUCCAUUGAUGGAUUACCAGCUUCUUCUGCAUCAUCAGCAUCAAUAAACAGAAGAGGGAAAUUUUCUCAAAUGUUCGGAAGAUUUAGGGGUCUAGUUUCAAGCCUAGUAUUAGCUUUUGUAUUUGCUACUAUUGCAGUGUAAUAUGGUUCUGGAGACAGUGGUGGCAUGGUGUUAACACCGAAAGAAGUCAUGUUUGGGAUGCUAGGAUUUCUUGGAUGUAAAGUGGUUGUGGUGUUGGCAGCAUUCAAAACCAUGCCAAUGGGUUUAAAGGAGAACGAGUAACAGUAUAUAUAUUUUUUUAUGUGUUUAUCUAUUUUGUGUUUGUGUGUGUGUGUGUGUGUGAGAGAGAGAG
Messenger RNA from Camellia sinensis, 2316 nucleotides. Lineage: Eukaryota; Viridiplantae; Streptophyta; Magnoliopsida; Ericales; Theaceae. The record is from RefSeq and is a predicted model, not a curated record.